CAUCCCGUCCAGGUGUGAAACUGUGAGGCUGGUUCUCUGAAAGCUUCAGGUGAAUCCAGGAGGAUGGGAGGAGGAGGACAGCAGACUGAGCCUGCAGAGCCAGGCAGCGGGAAAGCUGCAGGUGUUUACACCUGGGAGGAGGUGCAGAAGCACCGCAGCAGGAACGACCAGUGGCUGGUGGUUAACAGGAAGGUUUAUAACAUCAGCCAGUGGGCCAGAAGGCAUCCAGGAGGCUCUCGGGUCAUCGGCCACUAUGCAGGAGAGGAUGCUACGGAGGCCUUCACUGCUUUCCAUCCAGAUCUGAAGUUUGUGCAGAAGUUUCUGAAGCCUCUGUUGGUGGGAGAGCUCGCAGCGUCAGAGCCCAGUCAGGAUGGGAAAAAAAAUGCAUCAAUCAUUAAGGAUUUUGAAUCUUUACGGUCAAAGGUGGAGGAAGAAGGUCUUUUUCACACUAAGCCGUUAUUCUUCUGCCUCCAUCUGGGUCACAUCCUGCUGCUGGAGGCGCUGGCCUGGACCAUGGUCUCCUACUGGGGGACGAGCUGGACCAUAACAUCCCUCUGUGCUGUGAUGCUGGCAACAUCUCAGGCGCAGGCUGGAUGGCUGCAGCAUGACUUUGGGCACCUUUCGGUCUUUAAGAAGUCCAAAUGGAAUCACCUGGUCCAUAAGUUUGUCAUUGGACAUUUGAAGGGAGCUUCAGCCAACUGGUGGAACCAUCGACAUUUCCAGCAUCACGCCAAACCCAACAUCUUCAAGAAAGAUCCUGAUGUCAACAUGUUGGAUGUCUUCGUGCUUGGAAAAACUCAACCGGUGGAGUACGGCGUGAAAAAGAUCAAACACAUGCCCUACAAUCACCAACACAAAUACUUCUUUCUCGUGGGACCUCCGCUGCUCAUCCCGGUUUAUUUCCACAUGCAGAUAAUGAACACCAUGAUAACUCGCCGUGAUUGGGUGGAUCUGGCUUGGUCCUUGUCCUACUACUUUCGGUACUUCUACUGUUACACCCCCCUGUAUGGCUUCCUCGGCUCAUUGGCUCUCAUGACGUUUGUCAGGUUUUUAGAGAGUCACUGGUUUGUGUGGGUAACUCAGAUGAACCACUUACCGAUGGAGAUUGAAUAUGAGAAGAAUCAAGACUGGCUAACUAUGCAGUUGCAAGCCACGUGCAACAUUGAGCAGUCCUGGUUCAACGACUGGUUCAGCGGACACCUCAACUUCCAGAUCGAACACCAUCUGUUUCCCAUGAUGCCGCGCCACAACUACCACCUGGUGGCCCAGCGCGUCCGCGCCCUGUGUGAGAAGCAUGGCGUCCCUUACGGAACGAAGACAUUAUGGCGAGCAAUGGCUGAUGUUGUCAGUUCACUGAAAUCUUCUGGGGAACUCUGGCUGGAUGCAUAUCUCCAUAAAUGAAGAAAGAUGUUUGAAAAUACUGAGAUUCUUCUGCAUUUUGCAGCCAAGUCUGAUUUUAUCUCCUGACUAAAAUCAGGUUUAUCUCUGCUUACUGUUAAAAUUCAAACCUUAGUUUUUCUUUUAUUUAUAGAGCAUAAGGCAGUCAUUAGUUUUUUGAUUUACAUUGAUAUUUUGGGUGAAAUAUUC
This is a messenger RNA of Cyprinodon variegatus (sheepshead minnow), 1587 nucleotides long. RefSeq names its product fatty acid desaturase 2-like (gene fads2). Gene Ontology annotation, molecular function: oxidoreductase activity, acting on paired donors, with oxidation of a pair of donors resulting in the reduction of molecular oxygen to two molecules of water. Gene Ontology annotation, biological process: lipid metabolic process. NCBI's taxonomy places the organism in Eukaryota, Metazoa, Chordata, Actinopteri, Cyprinodontiformes, Cyprinodontidae. The transcript is spliced from 12 exons. Gene Ontology annotation, cellular component: membrane. Bases 64 to 1401 code for a protein of 445 amino acids. The record is from RefSeq and is a predicted model, not a curated record.